Messenger RNA from Sciurus carolinensis (gray squirrel), 2957 nucleotides. Its product is annotated as cytochrome P450 2F2-like. Gene Ontology annotation, cellular component: cytoplasm; intracellular membrane-bounded organelle. Lineage: Eukaryota; Metazoa; Chordata; Mammalia; Rodentia; Sciuridae. The record is from RefSeq and is a predicted model, not a curated record. Gene Ontology annotation, biological process: xenobiotic metabolic process. Gene Ontology annotation, molecular function: iron ion binding; heme binding; oxidoreductase activity, acting on paired donors, with incorporation or reduction of molecular oxygen, reduced flavin or flavoprotein as one donor, and incorporation of one atom of oxygen.
AGAGGGUAGAGAAAAAGCCAAAGACCCUAACACAGAGGACCCAUGCAUGUACAUGUACCCCAGCCAUUAGUGGAACACAGAGGACUUUUCUGCAUGCACAUGUACCCCAGCCAUUAGUGGAACACAGAGGACUUUACUGCAUGCACAUGUACCCCAGCCAUUAGUGGAACACAGAGGACUUUACUGCAUGCACAUGUACCCCAGCCAUUAGUGGAACACAGAGGACUUUACUGCAUGCACAUGUACCCCAGCCAUUAGUGGAACACAGAGGACUUUACUGCAUGCACAUGUACCCCAGCCAUUUGUGGAACUAGCACCUUUGAGCAGGAAUCUUGCCCCUCAACCCACAGAGGCAGGGACAGUGGAGUGAGGUCAAGACCAACCAGAGAGAUAGAGAGAGAGAAAUAGACAAACACUAGAAAGAGAGAGAGCUCCCAGACAUGAAUAGGGAAGGGAAAGAGAAGGAGAUAGAGGCAGAAAGACAGAAAGAUGAGCAAGGGAACAGACAGACUAAGUGAAGGCGACACUGAGAGAUGAAACAAAGACAGAGAUGCUGAGAGACAAUCCCAGAAACAACUCCAGGCUCAGUCUCUGCAGGCUUCCCCAUUUACUCCUCCAAGGCCUGGGCCCUGUGCCAGGCAGGAAGGCUAGUUCUGACAAGACAGAGAGGUGUGGGAAGGUGCACCACAUUCUGGAACAGUCUGUCCCAAGUACUAAUUCAGCCCCAUUCCCACCCCUGACUCAUGCAGGCUUGAGUCAAACCCCUCCAGCCCCUGCCCCUACAGGAGGGAGAAGAUGUGGGUUAAGUUUGCCGGCCUUCAUGGCCUGGCCUCAAAUAGUGAUGUCUGCUGAGGGAUUGGGAGAUGGACACCAAGGAGCACAGCAGCAGUGUUGCAGGACAUUUGGGGGGCAGAGCCUUGAGAAUCACCAUGGCAGGAGUUCUCAGUAGGACAUAGGUAGGGGUACAAAGGGGUGACAUAUGAAAAGGCAUCCAGAAGUCACAAUGAUAGGCACAGAAGUUCCAGGCUGAUGGACACCAGGAUUCAAAUGACCAUCAAGGGGACAGGUACAACCUACAGACUUCCAAGAGCUAUGGAAGUGACAAAGGCUCAAGAGUGAGUCCCUGAAAAUCACAGACACAAGGCAAAGGAGUGUUAAGUAAAUGGACACAUUACCAAGAAUGACUUUAGAAACCUAUUUUGAUUCAAGAGUGUAUUAAGCAAUAAGAGGUACAGUGUACAGCAUUCAGGGGCACUGGUACAGAGGUGGUCAGGGUGUACACAUCCACAGGCCAAGAAAAAUGGGUCCAAAGGUGGAAGAGGCUCAAGAGGAUGCACUUGGCCAGCAGGAGGAACUCAGGCAGAGGCAGGCUUCAAGGGUCUCAGGCAUGCUGAUCACUGGAGUCACGACAUUGCUGCUGUCACUCCUGGUGCUGGCGCUGGCCUGGUGGGCAAGCGGCCGAGGAGCUCAAAUGCGGAGCAGCUUACCCCCUGGACCCACGCCGCUUGGGUUGCUGGGGAACUUGCUGCAGCUGGAGUUCGGAGGUCUGGACCGAGCGCUCAUGAAGCUUUCCCGCCACUGGGGUCCAAUAUUCACCGUGUGGCUGGGCCCACGCCCUGCUGUGGUGCUGUGUGGCUACGCAGCGCUGCGGGACGCAUUAGUGCUACAGGCAGACACCUUCUCUGGCCGCGGAGCCACGCCAGUCUUCCAACGCUUCACUCGCGGAAACGGCAUAGUGUUUUCCAACGGACCACGAUGGCGAACGCUGCGCAAUUUUGCCCUUGGCGUGCUGAAGGAGUUCGGGAUGGGUACACGAUCCAUCGAGGAGCACAUCAUGGAGGAGGCUGCUUGCCUGCUUGGCGAAUUUCAAGCCACCAAUGGAACCCCGUUGGACCCCCGGCGGCUACUGGAUAACGCAGUAUCCAACGUUAUCUGUUCUGUGGUCUUUGGAAAGCACUACGGCUAUGGGGAUCCAGAGUUCCUGAGGCUCCUGGAGCUCUUCAAUGACAAUUUUAGAAUCAUGAGUUCCAGAUGGGGUGAGGUGUACAACAUCUUCCCCUCCCUCCUGGACUGGCUUCCUGGCCCCCACCACCAAAUCUUCCAAAACUUUGAAGAGCUUCGAACCUUUAUCUCUGAGCAAAUCCAGCAGCAUCAGGAGACAAGAAUUGGGGAGCCCCGUGAUUUCAUUGAUUGCUUCCUUGACCAGAUGGAUAAGGAACAGCAGGACCCAGAAAGUCAUUUCCAGGAGGAAACAUUGGUGAUGACAACACACAACCUUUUCUUUGGUGGCACAGAGACCACUAGCACCACCCUGCGCUAUGGGCUCCUCAUUCUGCUCAAGUACCCAGAGGUGGCAGCCCAAGUGCAGGCAGAGCUGGACGCUGUGGUAGGUCGGGCCCAAGCCCCCUGCCUGGAGGACCGGGUGCGUCUGCCCUACACCAAUGCAGUGCUACAUGAGAUUCAGCGCUUCAUCAGCGUGCUGCCCCUGGGCCUGCCUCGUGCCCUCACCAGGGACACCCACCUCCGGAGCCACUUUCUGCCCAAGGGCACCAUGGUGAUUCCCCUGCUUGUUUCUGCGCAUCGGGACCCCACCCAAUUCAAGGACCCUGACUGUUUCAACCCCACCAACUUCCUGGAUGAAAAGGGAGAGUUCCAGAGCAAUGAGGCCUUCAUGCCCUUUGCCCCAGGAAAGCGCAUGUGCCUGGGCGCAGGCCUUGCCCGCUCAGAGAUCUUCCUCUUCCUUACGGCCAUCCUGCAGAAGUUCCACCUGCUCCCUGUGGAGAGCCCCAGCAACAUCGACCUCACCCCACAGUGCACUGGCCUGGGCAACGUCCCCCCAACUUUCCAGCUCCGCCUGAUGGCACGCUGAAGGCGGAUCCCAUCACCCUGGCCUCACUGGCCCUCACAUCUCUUUCCCCACUGUGGUCAAUAAAGACCCCAAAUUGCAGAAGGAGAAG